AUGGAGCAGGUGAGCAGGCCCACAAGUCCGGCCUUAAGGCUUAAGGCUUGCCUAAAGGGCAGGCCUACAAAAAGUCCGAGUUCCCACAGUACGAAGAAGCAGCCCGGCUGUCCAGAAGCUUCACGCCUGCUCGAGCCACAAGAGUUUUCACAAUCCACAACUUCAAUUUUGGUUCCCGCGGCGCUUUCAAGAUGCAUCUCAAGGAGCACGUGGCCACAGCCAGACCUCUCAAAGCCACUGUCGGCCUGUCAGCUUGGUCAUGGCCCAUGCCCGCGGCUGGCGAUGCAGGUGAGCGUGGAUGCCGGCGACCUGCCGCCGGAGCUGCUGCUGUCGGUGCGGGUGGGGAAUCUCCGGCGUCAGGCGACUGUGGCGGCCCUGCAAAAGCGGCCACUCAGGUUCCCAGAAGAGUGGUGUGUCGGGAAGACCCUGAAGCUGGAGUUGCUGCAGCAGGUAGGCAGCGAAGUGGUGGUUUGUUCCCACGAGGAAUCCUACCGCGUCGACUUCGAAGCAGGACAGCUUGCCCUGACCGUGAGUCCGGAGAGCGGCUCCGACCACGACCACGACGCGGUCAGUGAUGGGAAGUUCGACGUCGACGGCUUGCCUCAGAUAAGGAGACAGGAUGCGGCUGCCAGUGCCAAAGAGUACUUGGAGAAGCAUGAGCUGCUGCCUUAUCUGCAAGGCCUCCUCGAGACGGUGUGCAAGGAGAAGCCGGCCAACCCCUACCGCUUCCUGUGGCGACAGCUUGGCCUGGCGGAGACGAAGGCACCUCACGGCCCUGGCGGUGGCGAGGCUUUGGAGCUCCUCGCCACGCGCCCCGGCACUCCGCUCUGUGCCGAGCUCGAAGGGAGCCGAUCCGCAACGCCGCUGCCACCGCCUCUGUGCCCGACUUCCGAGGAGGCCGGCACUGAUGGGUGUGUGGCGUCUGCAGAGGGCCUCGCGCUGCCGGAGCCACUGAAGAGCGAGAUCCAGGAGGCUCUCGAGGCUUCCGAAUCGCACCUGCAGUGGCUGCACGAGGUGGCGGGCGUGGAGGACUUCGAAAAUCUGCGACUUCAAGCACUCGCACUCUUUCAGAGUUCCAUUCAAGCGGGCACUCUGGAGGAGGUCUUGCAAGGCCGGAGCGAUUCCGAGAAGGGUACCGAGAUGCUGCGAGGGCUGUUGCGCGAGGCUCUUGGCCGCUCCGCAGUGGAGGGCUCACUGCCAGCCCUGCUUUCUGAGGAGACGGGCUUGGAAUCGAGCGGCAUCGGGCUGGGCCUCUCGCCGGUUCCUCCACUAGGCGCCAAGCCGCCGGUUGCGAGACCCAGGCCGCACUUCAAGGAUGCGAGCCCAUCAGAGGAUGCCAGCGCGUGUCGAAUCCUCACUCAGCGAAUCCUUUGCCGCACGGCAUCCCGUGUGUACAAAGCAAGUGCCGAAGCGCCGCCGGAGCUGGCGCGGCGGGAGGCUGGCAUGCUGCGGCAAUCCGUGGCAUGUGGCAUGCUUGAGCAAUGGCAGCCAUGGUUCAUGUUGCAACAGGAUGCGGGUCCUGGCACAUCCGACCACUCGUCCAAGGUUGUGUACGAGGAUGCCAGCGCGUGUCGAAUCCUCACUCAGCGAAUCCUUUGCCGCACGGCAUCCCGCGUGUACAAGGUAAGUGGCGAAGCGCCGCCGGAGCUGGAUGCGGGUUCUGGCCCAUCCGACCACUUGUCCAAGGUUGUGUACGAGGAUGCCAGCGCGUGUCGAAUCCUCACUCAGCGAAUCCUUUGCCGCACGGCAUCCCGCGUGUACAAAGUCAGUGCCGAAGCGCCGCCGGAGCUGGCGCGGCGUCAGGAUGCGGGUCCUGGCACAUCCGACCACUCGUCCAAGGUUGUGUACGAGGAUGCCAGCGCGUGUCGAAUCCUCACUCAGCGAAUCCUUUGCCGCACGGCAUCCCGCGUGUACAAGGUAAGUGCCGAAGCGCCGCCGGAGCUGGCGCGGCGUGAGGAUGCGGGUUCUGGCACAUCCGACCACUCGUCCAAGGUUGUGUACGAGGAUGCCAGCGCGUGUCGAAUCCUCACUCAGCGAAUCCUUUGCCGCACGGCAUCCCGCGUGUGCAAAGCAAGUGCCGAAGGGCCGCCGGAGCUGUCGCGGCAUGAGGAGCCCGCCACGGCUGCCAAGGACCGAAUGCGCACCGGUUUCUUUCCAGAGGCCGAGGGCGUGUCCGGCGCGUCCGAAGCGAAAGCAAAGCGCUUGAUGGAGCUGCGGCGCAGCUUCUCGGCCUUGAAGCAAAGCCACGGCCUCCUCCAAAGAAAGGUCAGCAAGAUUUCCAGAGCUGCUGAUGAGGUGCGACGGAAUACCGACCAAGCAGUGCAGCUGCUGAGCCCGAAGUGA
Messenger RNA from Symbiodinium sp. CCMP2592, 2343 nucleotides. The record is from the annotation of a GenBank genome assembly. NCBI's taxonomy places the organism in Eukaryota, Dinophyceae, Suessiales, Symbiodiniaceae.